Molecule: messenger RNA, 2202 nt
Organism: Cyphellophora attinorum
Lineage: Eukaryota; Fungi; Ascomycota; Eurotiomycetes; Chaetothyriales; Cyphellophoraceae
Exons: 3
Coding region: 1-2202 (733 amino acids)
Biological process (GO): regulation of GTPase activity
Cellular component (GO): cytoplasm
Molecular function (GO): guanyl-nucleotide exchange factor activity
Source: RefSeq, a predicted model, not a curated record
AUGCUCUCAAAGCGGCUCCGACCUAGUCAGUCAAGCGAGAGCAGAGGCUUCUUCGGUGCCCACUCGCGCUUCUCCACGGAUAGCGACCGACCAGCAACAACGUCCUCUAUUGACGAUAGCGCUCUUUGGAGGAGCGUGAAGCGGCGCAGGAUCAUUGAAGAGCUUGUCAUGACUGAAGAAAGCUAUGUCUCGGAUUUAAAAGCUUUGGUUUACCUGAUCUCCACGCUGCUUGCUUCAGCAACAACUCUGCCACAUCGCGUGAGGAAUCUAGUGCAGCGAAACAUCUUGGACAUUCUGCAUCUCCACGAAGGUCUCGUCGACAGCCUGCACAACGCUGCAUUCAGAGCGGCAGCACGCAAAUGGGCCGAUACGCUGGCACCUAGGAAGAUGGGAGCCCCACGACAUACGACGGCCGUCUCGCGAAGGAAAGCCCGGAUGGUAGGCGUAGAUCCAGGUGAUCUUACCGAGAUACUUGGUGUCUUCCGCAAGACGAUGGUGCAUUUCUUCUUCUACGAGGAAUAUUGUGCGAACCACGAAAUCAUCGCACACGACCUUCAGCGACAUCUCCCGAAUCUUUGGUCGACCUACAGUUCUGGCAUAGAGUCUCUUGCCAGAUCGCUGACCGCCAUCGGCCAGAAGAACGGCGACGGCCGGAAAGCACUGACGGUGAGCGACCUUCUCAUCAAGCCGAUUCAGAGAGUAUGCAAGUAUCCUCUUCUGUUUGAUGAGCUGUUGUCCUAUACACCAGUUUCGGAUGAUCCGAUAGUCCACGCAGAACUGGAGACUCUACUUCAGGGCCUGCGAGACGUCGUUGAAUCCGUCAACCAUGCCACCCAGAAUCCAGAGACCAGGCUUCAGAUCCAUCGCAGGUGGUCGUUGCGAGCCCACCUUACCUUUGAUCGCGUCAGUCUCUCGCAGGACGACUUUCGCUUAUUAGGCAACGUCUCACUGUGCGGAGUGUUACAUGUCACGUAUCAGACACGGCAUGGCGUUACAGGAGCCUACGCGUGUUGUGUGCUCUAUCAGCACAGCCUCUUACUUGCGCUGCCGACAGCUGCAGCAGCCAAAUUCGAUGUCGUGGCAUUGAUACAUCUACAGGAUCUCAAGGUCGACUCUGCCAGCGAUGGCAAAGGUUUGCAAUCGCCCUCGGCCUUUCACACAUGGAAGUUGUCGUUUGCCAUAGAGGGUAACCUACAUGAGUUCCUGCUGUCCGCAGCCUCGGCGGUAGAAGAGGAUCAAUGGAAGAAGGGCCUCAAGGGUGAGCUAGCUGCGCAAUCUCGUUCCAGUACCAUCGCACGACAGGUGCAAAGCUGUCUCGCACUCGAGCUGAGAUCUACGGGCGUCGUCUAUGCACAGCACGGCUCGCUAGCGCGAAGGCUGUCGGUGCAGAGAGCCGCAACGGUCGGAAACCGAGCAAGCAUCUCGCAAGUCAUUAUACGUAAUACACACAAUCCCGAGGAAUGGCACGAAUUUCGUCAGCCUUCAACAGCUGCUAUUAAUCGAUCACAGUCACACAUGACCUCCAAUCGAAUUGUUGUGUUGGCACCCAAGAGAAGCGAAAGAGCCCGACUAGAGUCAAUGCUGGGCGAUGUCUGGACGAAAAACAUGUUACCAUAUCCAGGCAUGAUAGCUAGUCGUGGCGGUCAAAUUAUACGCGCUUCUGCGGGAUCACUUGCACGAAAACUGAGUUUGGCAUCACUGCAAGGCUCCUUCAGCAGAAGAUCUGCAAGCUUAUCGAUCUCAACGAAGAAAUCUCACGAGACUUUGCGCGAGACCAAGACGGAGAGGGAUCGCAUUCCGACAUUCGAGAUCCGUCGAGACAGUAUGGACGACCGUCCGACUCCGAGACGCAAACGGCAGACGUCCCACGAUGUACCGGAGCUGGACAGCAUGGACACUGUCGUUAGCCGGAUGAUCGGAGACGCACUGCCUGUCCACAAGGCACCUAUGACACCGAAGGAUGAUGGGAUAGUUCGUACUGGCGUGCUCCACAAACAGCCUGUUCAGGUGACUAGCCUGCCAGUUGGUCCUGAUGAUUCAGCACAUGCGUUCUAUCCGGAGGAGGUGGACAAGAUGCAAAACACCGUGAGUGUGGAGGAGGCAUUGGCGGGUAAGAGUAAGAAGAGAUGGAGCAAUCCCAUGGGCAUACUGAGAGGCCGUGCAGCUGAAGGUUUCAGAAACAUGCUCUAUUCGAGCAGAUGA